AUGGGGUACCAAUUAUCCCAUGGCCUCGUUUGUCGCGUGAGCGCUGCUUGGACAGGCCGUCCAACUUGCGGACUCGCCGCGUCCCGGCCCCGCCUCCUCGGCCUGACCCUGGGAUGGGAGCUUGACAGUUUGAGGUUGCGUAUGUCUGGCCUGACGGAGGCGAAAACCGGCGACCUGUUCACGAAGUGGUUUGACCUCGUACGCCCAGCUUCGUCACGUUGUCAGGGCGAUCUCGACGGCGUAGCCAACAUGCUAAUCUGGAUUUUAAGACCAAUAUAUGGUGUGGUCUGUAUUUUGGUCGGAGACCCCUUUCGCCGGAUAGAAGCACCUGCACCGUUCGGGUGCGACGACCUGGGACUAAGACUGCCUAUGGGCCAAUUCUCGGUACCGACGGUCACAGGCUCUGGUGAUCAUUCAGAGAAUGCGAUGACCGACAGAGAAAGGCUUUUGGUGGACUCUGAAGGAUACCUCAGGCUGCAGUUGCUGCCAGUCCUAUCGGACAAGCACAAACGGGGGUGA
Messenger RNA from Protopolystoma xenopodis, 519 nucleotides. The record is from the annotation of a GenBank genome assembly. Lineage: Eukaryota; Metazoa; Platyhelminthes; Monogenea; Polystomatidea; Polystomatidae.